UAUGCACAGUUCAACAGAGGCCAAAAGAUUGGAACAACUUAUGAAUAUCCGUCAGUUUAGAGUUUAGGGUGACGUUCAGAAUGCUUGGCAGUUUGGCUGCAGCAGCACAUUGAGAACUUUUCCUAUGAACAUUAACUAGGGCCAAGAAGAGUGUGCAUUUCAGCAAAAAAAAAAGUGGCUGUAAAUUCAAAAGAAAACGUUAUUCCCGUUUGCCUCACGAUGGAUUGUAUUUAUUUUAUACUGUCCUGUUUUGUUAGUUUAUUAUUUUUGGAUUCCUGGCAAGCUGCAAAACCUUCAGCUAAUCUCUCUGGAAGUUUAAGUGAAUAUGGUCUUAUCGUGCCGUUCAGCACCGACUCCCAGGGCCGGUAUAUUUCUCACGUGGUCUCAGCAGCUGGAAGUACAGGCGCCGGGUCGCCAUCCAAGAGGAGAGUGGCCCGCAGCGCCCCCGACACCCAGACAUACGACUCGACGGGUGAACAGUUGUUUUUCAAUGUCACCGUUUUUGGGAGGGAUUUGCAUUUGCGUCUAAAACCCAACAGGAGGCUUGUUGCGCCGGGGGCCUUUGUGGAAUGGCAAGAAGACUUUGAAAACAUUUCUAAGGGACGCGUUCAUGGCGAUUGCGUUUUCACUGGGGAUGUAACGGACAUGCCAAAGGCGACAGUGGCUAUAAGCAACUGUGACGGACUGGCAGGCCUGAUUCGCACUGAUAAUGGAGAGUUUUUCAUUGAGCCCUUAGAGAAGGGGCAGCAGGAAGUGGAAGAGAAGGGGCGAGUUCACGUGGUGUACCGCAGGUCUGCCAGCAGAAGGGAAUCCGGCAGCACAAGGGAGGACCUCCACAAUGAAGUGCCGGAUUUUGGAAUCAGCGAACUUCCCAAUACACUGGAGCUCAUGGAGCGCAGACUGGGGGAGUCACAUCGGAAACGGAGACAUGCCAAAAAGGAAGACUACAACAUCGAGGUGCUGCUUGCGGUCGACGAUUCGGUAGUGCGAUUCCAUGGAAAGGAACAUGUCCAAAACUAUGUUCUCACGCUCAUGAACAUAGUGGAUGAGAUUUACCAUGAUGAGUCACUGGGAACAAACAUCAAUGUGGUUCUUGUUCGGAUGAUUAUGAUUGGAUAUCGACAGUCCAUCGGUCUGAUCGAGCAAGGGAACCCUUCUCGGAGUCUGGAGCAAGUCUGUCGAUGGGCUAACGCCCAGCAGCGCCGAGACCCAGACCAUGCAGAAUACCACGACCAUGCCAUCUUUCUGACAAGGCAAGACUUUGGUCCCGCAGGUAUGCAAGGUUAUGCUCCGGUUACGGGGAUGUGCCACCCUCUGAGAAGCUGCACACUGAAUCAUGAAGACGGCUUCUCCUCUGCCUUUGUGGUGGCUCAUGAGACCGGCCAUGUGUUAGGUAUGGAACACGAUGGCCAGGGGAAUCGCUGUGCUGAUGAGACCAGCAUGGGGAGCAUCAUGGCUCCUCUGGUGCAGGCUGCCUUUCACCGCUACCACUGGUCUCGCUGCAGCAAGCAGGAGCUCAACAGAUACAUACACUCUUAUGACUGUCUACUUGAUGAUCCCUUUGAGCACAAAUGGCCCAAACUCCCGGAGCUUCCUGGGAUCAACUACUCUAUGGAUGAACAGUGUCGCUUUGAUUUUGGAGUGGGAUACAAAAUGUGCACUGCUUUUCGAACAUACGACCCCUGUAAACAGCUGUGGUGCAGCCACCCAGAUAAUCAAUAUUUCUGUAAAACUAAGAAGGGACCACCAGUAGAUGGGACAGAAUGUGCUCCAGGAAAGUGGUGCUUUAAGGGCCACUGCAUCUGGAGGUCUGCCCAGCAGCCCUAUAGUCACGACGGAAGCUGGGGCUCCUGGAACAAAUUUGGCUCCUGCUCCAGGUCUUGCGGAGGCGGAGUGCGUUCCCGCAGCAGGCAGUGCAACAACCCACCACCUGCGUAUGGCGGACGAGACUGCCCCGGAUCAGCCUUUGAGUAUCAGAUAUGUAAUACAGAAGAGUGUGCUGGCCCUUAUGAAGAUUUCCGUGCACAGCAAUGCAUUCAGCGAAGCAACAAAUAUCACAAAAACGUCAAACAUACAUGGCUGCCGUAUGAACAUCCAGAUGAGGCCCAUAAGUGUGAGCUGAUCUGCCAGUCGAAGGAAACAGGUGAAGUGGUUUUCAUGAACCAGGUGAUGCAUGAUGGGACACGCUGCAGUUACAAAGACUCUUUUAGUGUCUGUGCCCGUGGAGAAUGCCUGCACGUGGGAUGCGAUAAAGAGGUUGGAUCUUACAAACAAGAGGAUAAGUGUGGAGUAUGCAGUGGGGACAAUUCUCACUGCCGGACUGUCAAAUUAACACUAACCAAGACCCCCAAGAAGCUGGGAAUGCUGAAGAUGUUUGAUAUCCCUGCUGGGGCAAGGCACAUUUUAAUAGAGGAAAAUGAAACCUCUCCCCAUGUCAUUGCUGUUAAAAACCAAAUAACAGGCAACUUCAUACUAAAUGCAAAAAGUGAAGAUGCCAAAUCCAAAACGUUCAUCGACAGCGGUUUGGAGUGGGAAUAUACCUUUGGAGAAGGGAAAGAAUCCCUGAAAACAACUGGCCCCCUGCAUGAAGGCAUUGUCAUCCUGGUUAUUCCUCAAGAAGACGACUCCAAGAUCAGCCUGACGUACAAGUACAUCAUUCACGAAGACCUGCUACCAGUGAUCGGCAAUAAUAACGUCUUGUUAGCUGAGCUCGACACUUAUGAAUGGGCCUUAAAGAGCUGGUCACAGUGCUCCAAACCCUGUGGGGGAGGAAUACAGUACACAAAAUAUGGAUGCAGAAGAAAAAGUGACAGCAGGAUGGUGCAUCGGAACUUCUGCGAAACAAGCAAGAAACCCAAACCAAUCAGAAAACGAUGCAAUGUUAACGAAUGCAGUCAACCAGCGUGGAUGGCUGAAGACUGGAAUCCCUGCAGCAAAACGUGUGGGAAACUGGGAUUCCAGUCACGAGUAGUGCAGUGUGUUCAGGCACUGCACAAUGGCACGAACCGCACAGUCCACACUAAGUACUGCACUGAGGAACGUCCUGAGACACGCAGACCCUGCAGCCGCUCUCCCUGUCCUGCACAGUGGAGAACAGGAGCCUGGUCUCAGUGCUCUGUGAGUUGUGGUGAGGGAAUUCAACAGCGGCAGGUUGUGUGCAGAUCUACCGAUAACAGCAUAGGGCACUGUGAGGGGCCGAAGCCAGAAACAGUGCUCAUCUGUAAACUGGAGUCCUGUCCAGGGAAAUCAGUGUUACCCUCCACAAGCAUGGAAACUGUGGAGAAUGUGACCCCAAAGGUACAAUGGGUAUCUCAGAUCGCUCCAGAAAGCCCUGUUAAUAAAAUUUCUACAAAUGAGCCGUGCCUUGGUGAUAAAUCCAUCUUCUGCCAGAUGGAGGUCCUGGCUCGCUACUGCUCCAUUCCGGGCUACAACAAGCUGUGCUGCGAGUCCUGUAACAAGCAAGUAGCUGGAACUACGCUGCCACCCGGUUUUGACAAAGCUACUUCUGCACUGGGGGAUUUGGGGACCACCACCGCCCAGCCCAGCCCUCUCCCCUCGCCGGAAAUGGUCGGCCCCAUGGCACAGAGCCGACCUCCCACGACCAAAGCUGCUGCUAGGAAACUGAAAGCUAAGUCGCCCGCCCCCACCGUCGAUCCCGGGAGUCUCAGGCCCGCCGGCCCCUCGGCGGCGAGCUCCCCGGCUCGCUCUCAGGGCACCGCUGGCAACGCGUCGCCGCUGGGGCAGGAGGACCCGGGAGACGCGGCCACUCUACCUCCAGGCCACAGAACGGCAGGGGCGGGUGCCGAGCGUGCCCCCGAAGCCGCCGCCGCCGCCCCGCGGAGGCCUGCCUCAGACCCAAGCAGAAACACGCCUGGCAAAAACAGCCGAAACAGCACUGCAGGCGCCUCAGGGUUACCCAGAUCAAGAAGGGAUGGCUUGGGAUCUGAGAGGGACCUGACGCACAGAACCAUGCCCGUGGUGACAUGAACAGGGACACCCUCCGUGGCUGUGCCAAACCACAAUGCCCUCACAUUCAGAAGCUAACAGUUUUGAACUUUGUAUUCAUUUGUUUGAUGCUGAGGCCCGUUUUGCAACCGGUUGGCUGAAAGAAUUGUUGUUGUACAAAUGGACUUUCACCAGUAGUGGUUAUACCUCAAAACUGGUCAAUUUCAUGCACAAAUCCUGCAUUACAGAAAAUCCUCUGCUCAAAAUGAGAAACGGAAGGACAAAACUCAAGGUGCUAUAAUCUCAAAGGACUACGAGACAGGCUAACAAUGUCUUGGAUCAGUGGACAAGUGUCUUAACAUAUUAUUUAAGUGCAUCAGAACUACUGUUGUACUGAUUUUGUGAAGAUAUGAGGUAUUAACUAAAUACCUUAUAUGGGCGCUGUGAUUUGCAGAACUUGACACUGAAUAGGGACUACGUAUAUAAAUCCUUGUUUUAGUGGUCAAUUGUUAACACGCUCCUAAAAAUCAGUUUCCAAAAUUUAUUUUCCCAAAGAAUGAUUUUAAUUGGAACACAUUGCUGCCCAGCUAUCUAUGGUAACACAUCACUCUCACAUUCUAUAAAAUACGAAUUACCUUUGUGAAACUUUGUGAAACUACAUAUACAGUACUUGUGUUAAAUUCAAAUUGUUUUUUUAAUAACUUGAUAUAUUUUCAAGUAAUGUAUAUAUUGUAAAUGUCAGCAUCCUAUAAAAAUGAACAGGAAACCAUGUAGAAUAAAGUGUACUGUAAUGGAAAGGAAGAGAAACUAGAUUUAGAUCAUGUGAGUCUGAAAAGGAGAGGGCCCUGAUGCUGCUCAGUGUGUUUCCUUCCUGACUUGCAUUCGUUAACUCCAUGACGUGUUGUAUAGUUCUUGUAUAUACGUGAAUGAGAGCUUUAAAUGUUAAUAUUUAUUAAAUUGUGAAAUGUUAGGAAAAUAUAAAAAGUGCAUUCAAAAAUAUUUGAAAAUGAAUCCAGUUUGUUACUGUACCAUCACAGUGAUGGUGAAACGUGUUGUAGCCUAUCCAAAAGUCAUGGCAAAGCCCUAGACACAGACUUCACUGAGUGACAGAGACCAUUAUUAUAUGAUGUCUCUGUGGAACCUUAACAUUCUUGAAUGCUAAACAAUGGUGUAGUUGAGUAUUGUGACAUAUACAUUGUAUUCCACAGGGAAGGUUUUGUUUUGUACUGGUAUUUUGUAUCCAGAUAGCACAGCGAUCUGUAUAUUUAUUUCUGAUCAUGUUUUUACAGCAGUAGCAAUAACAGUGGUGCUUUAUUGUGAAGAGAAUAUGCUUCUUCAGAAAAUGAAACACUGGCACACAUUUCUACACACUUUCCAUCAGGAGCAUACAUAUUUAAGAGUGUAACUGUCAUUACACAACUGUGAGUAAAAACAUUACUGUUUUCACAAGAACAAUGAGAUUGUGUCUGCAAUCUGUAGUUUACUUUAUACACUACUUUGUGGUGUGUUACAAAUGUCAAUAUAUAUUUUAUUACAGCUCUAAAAAUGUGAAAAAAAUUGGCUUUAAUAACUUCGGAUGUAUUCCCAAGACCUCAGUUUUAAUAAUGGAAUAACAGAUGUUUAUUAAGAAAUAAAAUGUCUUUGA
Lepisosteus oculatus (spotted gar) is the source of this 5590-nucleotide messenger RNA. RefSeq names its product A disintegrin and metalloproteinase with thrombospondin motifs 3. Gene Ontology annotation, cellular component: extracellular matrix. The record is from RefSeq and is a predicted model, not a curated record. NCBI's taxonomy places the organism in Eukaryota, Metazoa, Chordata, Actinopteri, Semionotiformes, Lepisosteidae. Gene Ontology annotation, biological process: extracellular matrix organization; proteolysis. Gene Ontology annotation, molecular function: metalloendopeptidase activity.